AUGACAAUGGUUAAUUCUACAACAUGUGAUGCUUAUCUACUACUAAUUAUUUUAAAAAUUCAGCCAGCUAUCCUAUUAAUAUUUGGCUUUGUUGCCAAUAUAAUUGCCUUUAUUGUUUUGGUUCAACCACGUUUACGUCGACGUCCAACAUUUUCCUAUCUUGCCUAUUUAUCGUUCUCCUAUGCCCUAUUAUCACUGUUACAUGCAUUUUUUUCAAUAUUAGUUGUUUAUUUCAAUUUGUCACUAGAAAAUCUUCCACUUGUCUACUGUCGAUUUUUAAAUCGAUUUUCAAUUGAUUUUCUCACACAUUUUUCUCUUUAUACCUUAACUGCCGUGGAUAUUGAACGAAUACGAACUAUAACAUCAAAAUCUGUACCACAAAGAUCAAAUCGUCAUACACAUAGUACGGGUAGUUCAACGACAUUUGUACGAGUAUGUUUCAUCCAAUUGGCAAUAGCUGCUAUUUUAUUCAUCAUUAAUUUGCACUGGUUAACAUCUUAUGGUUAUAAAAGUCGAGCGAAUGAUGGUAAUGAUGAUAAUAUCAUAACAAUGUGCACAGUCGAUAUUACAAAUCAAACAUCAUUUUAUUAUGUUCAAUAUGUAACAUUAAUAUUACCCCUAAUCGAAUGCAUCGUUUUUGGUAUAAUUCCAUUUACAAUCAGUGUUUUAGCUACAAUUAUUAUUUUAAAACAUGUUUCAACUAAAUAUUCCCGAUCUUAUCUAAAUAAACGAUUAAAAAAAUCUCGUCGUCGACUCGAAUUACAUUUGAGUAUAUUAUUAAUAUCGUUAAAUGUUGUUUUUAUUUUAUUUACAACCCCACACAAUGUUUACAAUGUCUAUAUGGGUAAUUUACAUAGACUAUUAAGUAAAAAUAACCUUGAACAUAAUUCAUUUUGUAAAGCAGCAGAAAUUCAAAAAAGUCUUGAUUUACUCCAACAAUGUUAUUUUAUGUCAACAUUUUUUCUUUAUAUAUUGACAAAUCGUCGAUUUCGUGAAGAGUUUAGUAAUUUUAUUUUAUGCAACAGAUCAAGAUUAUCAGUAACAGCAGCAACUACAAUAAUAAUCACAGCAAAAACGAAUAAUCAUAACUCAUUUGGACAAUCGCCUAAUCGAUUACGUUCCGUUUGUCAAGUAGAUGGGUGUAUGGAAUCAUGUUUAAGUUCAACCGAUUUAAGUGUAAUGGUCAAAGCUCAUUGA
Molecule: messenger RNA, 1197 nt
Organism: Didymodactylos carnosus
Lineage: Eukaryota; Metazoa; Rotifera; Eurotatoria; Philodinida; Philodinidae
Source: the annotation of a GenBank genome assembly